AUGGCGACUUUGUCUUCGACAACCGCAGAUUUCGCCUCUUUUGGGUUAGAUGCAUCAUGCGACAAAACUGAGAUAACCACAACUGACAGUCUUGAUGAAGGGAAGGAAGUAAACAACGUGCAUUGUGAAAGUGUUCAUAAUAAGGCAGUUGAGCUGUCCAAUGAUCCGCCCACCAAUGACACGGACGAAGGCACCACCGGCGGUUGCGGUGAUGCCGAUGAUUCAGGCAGCAGUGAUACUGCUGCUGCUGCUGCUGCAAAGAAGCUAACGUUGUCGGAUCUUCCGGAAUGGUUAUCUCUGGUGAAGGCUUACUGCGAGGAAAUGCAAAAAGUUCAGGACGAUCUCUGCCAGCGGAUGCAACUGAACGAGCUUUUGUUUGAGAACGCGGAGACGGUCCGAAAGACCAAUUUGUCCGGAUGGGAGAAACUCGAAGAGUCGCGAGAGAGUCUCAUCGAGACAAUCACACAGGUAGAACAAGCUAUCGCCCAAGCAAAUGCCAUCCAGGAGCAAGAGCAUGACCACUUUGUAGAUCCCCAGGACUUAACUCAGGCUUUGGCAAUGCUGCGAAUCGAAGAAUCCAAGGUGGAUCAAGAAAUCCAAAAGUUUGUCAAGCAAAAUGAAAAGGUCCUUCAAGACAUGGUCAAGAUCAGGGCCAACAAUACCGAAAUCGCACGCGUCUUGGAAACUUCAUGGGCCAAGAGCGGCGCUUUGACCCGUAGCCUGAACAAACUCGAGCAGGAUAUGAUCGAGAAGCAUGCAAAUAGCCUGGAAAGUGGUCAGGAGGCGUCGGAGAUUACUGCCACAGGCUGCUCCGACAAGCAAAGGGACGAAAGCAUGGAUAGCCCAAACCUGGAGAAUCCCGAGGUGCAAGAGCAAUACCAACGAGCCAUCCAGCAACUGCAGCAAAUCCGAAGCAGCAAUGCAAAGUCGUCUCGGAAUUUGCAAGAUCUAUUUGACCGUGCCCGUGACGUACGCGAGGAUGCACUUGCAAACCACGCGGAAAUGGAGAGCCUUGCCCUGAACAUCAACUUGCGCAGCAACGAUCACGACGCAGAAGAUGAAACUCCAGCGGAAUGA
Messenger RNA from Seminavis robusta, 1077 nucleotides. Lineage: Eukaryota; Bacillariophyta; Bacillariophyceae; Naviculales; Naviculaceae. The record is from the annotation of a GenBank genome assembly.